AUGAGGCUAGUACCACCUGGCUCAUCUGGAAAAAUGCCCCAUUUCGAGAAAGACUUGCUUAGGCAGCCACUUUUAUCUAUGCAUAUGCACGUAUUUUCAGCCGAUCCUAGGGUGACUGCAUUUAUCUCUCAUGGGGGCCUCGGAAGUACCACAGAGAUUGCUCAUAUGGGUAAACCGGCGAUUAUGGUACCACUGUUCGCUGAUCAAACUCGUAAUGCAAACAUGUUGGCAAGACAUGGCGGAGCUCUGGUGCUAGACAAGUACGAUUUAGCUAAUCACCCUAAAGUGAAAGAAAUCAUCCAAAGGAUCAUCUCAGACGAAAGCUACGCUACAAACGCUAAAUUGUUGGCAGAUGUUCUUGUUAAUCAACCAAUCAGUGCGAAAAAUUUGAUGCUUCUACAUGCGGAAUUUGCAGCCAGGUUAGUAUCGAGUUGACC
Molecule: messenger RNA, 437 nt
Organism: Cylicostephanus goldi
Lineage: Eukaryota; Metazoa; Nematoda; Chromadorea; Rhabditida; Strongylidae
Source: the annotation of a GenBank genome assembly